This is a messenger RNA of Diabrotica balteata, 792 nucleotides long. NCBI's taxonomy places the organism in Eukaryota, Metazoa, Arthropoda, Insecta, Coleoptera, Chrysomelidae. The record is from the annotation of a GenBank genome assembly.
AUGUCACAGUCUAAUAUUUUGGCUGAAGAGAUUAGGCCGAGGGCAGUGUACAGCAUCGAUCAGAUAUUAGGAGUUAGCAGCCAGACUUCUGCAAAAAAUAAUUUAGAUGCUGAUACAUUGAAAGGAGAAUCUGUGAGCGAAGGAGAAAUGAUAGAAGAGUCGCUAGAAGACUCUUCAGAUUCAUCUAGACCAAGGAAAAUAAGAAGAUCUAGAACUACUUUUACGACUUUUCAAUUACACCAACUUGAGAGAGCUUUCGAAAAAACACAGUAUCCUGAUGUUUUUACGAGAGAAGAAUUAGCUAUGCGGUUAGACCUUAGUGAAGCCAGGGUCCAGGUCUGGUUUCAAAAUAGACGCGCCAAAUGGAGAAAGCGCGAAAAGGCUAUGGGCAGGGAAGCAGUAUCGUUUAUGCAUCCCGGAGACCAACCCGGACUACCAGAUUUCGCAAUCCACGGUCCAGUUGGCAUGCCACCUGUCUCCAAUGAACACUUUUGGCCAUCUGUCCCGUUCCCACCAAUCCUUAGCCCAGCGUUAGGCCUUCACUGGCCCCCCAAGACACAUAUGCCCACAUUUCACGCUUUUCUGUCACAAUACAUGUUGGCAGGAGGGGGAGUACCACCACUUAACCUUGUAGGUAAUGUACAUAUGCCAGAAGAGCGCUCGAGGAGUUCUAGUCCUGAAAUCCACAGUCCCUCCCAGUUAUCCCCUAAUGCCUUAGAUGCUCUUAGAGUAAGGACGCAGGAUAUGUCAAUACCUCCUUCAUCACCACGAAAAGUCCACGCUAGCUCGUAG